AUGACGCAAACUCCCAUGAUCUCGGUGCCUUUAAAGGCGACAAACGAGAUCGAUUGGAUCACCCCGCUUAAGACCUAUAUCAGAGAUACAUAUGGAGACGAUCCCGAAAGAUACGCAGAAGAAUGCGCGACACUCAACCGCCUUCGGCAGGAUAUGAGGGGCGCGGGCAAGGACAGCACCUCAGGGAGGGAUCUACUAUAUCGUUACUAUGGGCAACUUGAAUUAUUGGAUCUCCGCUUUCCUGUCGACGAGCAGCAUAUCAAGAUCUCCUUUACCUGGUUUGAUGCAUUUACCCACAAGUCAACAUCUCAGUAUUCACUUGCCUUCGAGAAAGCCUCGAUAAUAUUCAACAUAGCUGCUGUUCUAUCCUGCCAUGCAGCUAACCAAAGCCGUUCCGAAGAGGCUGGUCUGAAGACUGCCUACCAUUCCUUCCAAGCUUCUGCCGGCAUGUUCACUUACAUAAACGAAAACUUCUUACAUGCACCUUCAUCUGAUCUAAGUAGAGACACGGUCAAAACUCUAAUUCAGAUCAUGCUCGCGCAAGCUCAGGAGAUAUUUCUUGAGAAGCAAGUUGCAGACCAGAAGAAGGUAGGGUUACUGGCAAAACUAUCUAGUCAGGCAGCCUAUUUGUAUCAGCAAGCACUUGAAGGCGUCCAGGAAAACGUCAACAAGGCCAUCUUCGAGAAAGUUUGGCUUCUUUUUACACAGAUCAAAGCAAGCUUAAUGAGCUCGAAUUCCCAGUAUUAUCAAGCGCUUGCUGAUGAGGAUGCGAAUUCUUACGGUGUUGCCGUUGCAAGACUUACGGCAGCUGAAGUUCAGGCGAAGGAAGCUAAUAGGAUGGCAAACAAUUUCCCCAGCACCAUGCCUCCUAGUUCGAACUUGAGUGCAGACACGGGAAUGGUAUUAACGGAAAUCACAAAACGGAACCUGACUACUAUUCAGGAGAAAUUGAAGGAACUAAUAAAGGAUAACGAUUAUAUCUACCAUCAGACCGUACCAGCAGAGGCCAGUCUGAUUCCAGUUCCGAAAUUGCCCGCAGCAAAGCCGAUACCCGUAAACGAACUAUACUCCGGUCAGGAUAUUCAGCGCAUAACUGGCCCAGACUUGUUCGCGAAGAUAGUCCCAUUCACAGUUACUGAAUCAGCAAGCUUAUACGACGAAGAAAAAGCGAAACUAGUCCGCGCUGAAGCCGAAAGAGUCGAUCUAGCCAACAGUGAAUUGACGACCAGUUUGGAUUAUCUGAAGCUGCCAAGCUCUUUAAAAGUACUUAAAGGGGGUGCUGAGCAAGAGAUCCGGCCAGAUUCAGACUUCCCAACUUGGUGUGAUGAUGUUGCAGGGCAUGAGAAUCCGAUUUCGAUAUUCGAUACGUUACGGAUAGACAAGGAUGCCAUCAUCACUGUGCUGGAUAGAUGCUCAAAGCAACUGGAUAUGGAGGAAAGCGUUUGCGAGAAGAUGAGGUCAAAGUAUGAGAAUGAAUGGACGCAACAGCCAAGCUCACGGCUUACAACCACUCUACGAGGGAACAUUCGCAGUUAUCGAGAAGCCUUGGAUGAAGCAGCGAAGAGUGAUGGCCAGCUAUAUACUAAAUUCCGCCAAAAUGAAGUAAUCUUCGAAGAAAUGCGGAAUGCUGCACAAACAGGUGAAGUCGAGGCACUAUUCCGAGCGGCCGUCAAUAGAGUCAGAUCAAAGUCCAAUGACGCGGCAAGUCCAGCGGGUAGCGAAGCGAAUCUGCUGGAUGCCGACUUUGAUGAUGGCAGCCCAAGUGUUGCCGAGCAGAUAGCAAGAAUUGAGGAUAUCCUCAAGAAGCUGAACCUGAUCCAGAGGGAAAGGAAUCAAGUGCUCAAAGACCUGAAAGAAAGGGUUCACAAUGACGAUAUUUCUCAAAUCUUGAUCUUGAACAAAAAGUCGAUACCGAACUUUGAGAAAGAACUAUUUCAGUCGGAACUCGAGAAGUUCCGCCCUCAUCAAGCCCGUAUUCUGCAGGCAAAUCAUAAGCAAGCUUCUCUACUGAAGGAGUUGCAAGCAUCCUUUGGCUAUCUCCUACAGGACAAGCGUGUGCGUUCGGAACGUAGCAAGUACGAAGCCAUACAACGGCAAAGGAAUGCAGUGGUCAGCAAAUACAAGAGAGCAUACCAAGAGUUUCUCGACUUGGAAUCUGGUCUGCAGAGCGCGAAGAACUGGUACACGGAGAUGAAAGAGACGGUAGAUAGUCUCGAGAAGAACGUGGAGACCUUUGUCAACAACAGAAGAUCGGAAGGCGCUCAAUUGCUCAACCAGAUUGAGCAAGAGAUAGCCGCAAACAAGAGCACACAAGCCGAAGCAGAACGCGAAAGAUUCCGUGGCCUUAUGGAGCGUAUGUCUAUGGAUCCUAGCACUACACCGUCGCCAAACCCGGGCUCCAACCGGCCCGUCCCAACACCGCUCUCCUUUUCUAAUACUCCUCGCUAUUCACAAACCGCCAACGUCUCUGGCCAGUAUCAGAUGCCGGCCUCUCCACCGCCAAACCAAGUCAAUUACCCGGGAUUUUCUAGCCCUCCGACUACCACAUACGCAUCUACGCCACAGCAAUCAUUCACCCCUAACCCGCAACAUAAUAGCCAGCAAUUUGGCCAGGCCGCGUACAACCCCAGCACUUGGGGCCGGAAUCCUGGCCCGGCUUCACCACCACCAAACCAGACUACAUUUGGGCUUGGUGUCGGAAGCAGAGGUCCUGCUUCGCCUCCACCUUCGCAGACAUCAUUUGCGCCGCACCAAUAUAGUACAUAUGGAAACCCACAAGCCCAGGCAUCACAACAGUACAUGCCUCCUGGAUUCGUACCUCCUCCGCCACCUCCCGGACCUCCGCCGCUAGGACCACAACAGACCAUUCACUAUUCGCAACAACCCCAGGAAUACUCGUAUGGAGGUUCUCAGAACAACGCGGCGCGGUUAGGACAAGCGCAACAGCAACAACAGACUAAUGAUCCGUGGGCGGGACUGAACGCUUGGAAGUAA
Molecule: messenger RNA, 2994 nt
Organism: Daldinia caldariorum
Lineage: Eukaryota; Fungi; Ascomycota; Sordariomycetes; Xylariales; Hypoxylaceae
Product: vacuolar protein-sorting protein BRO1
Exons: 4
Coding region: 1-2994 (997 amino acids)
Biological process (GO): protein transport to vacuole involved in ubiquitin-dependent protein catabolic process via the multivesicular body sorting pathway
Cellular component (GO): endosome
Molecular function (GO): protein binding
Source: RefSeq, a predicted model, not a curated record